Molecule: messenger RNA, 189 nt
Organism: Sclerotinia sclerotiorum 1980 UF-70
Lineage: Eukaryota; Fungi; Ascomycota; Leotiomycetes; Helotiales; Sclerotiniaceae
Exons: 2
Coding region: 1-189 (62 amino acids)
Source: RefSeq, a predicted model, not a curated record
AUGGUCAGACUGAAGGGUGCAGGUGCGUCUUUAGGGAUUAAGGUAAGGUUACAAUGUAUGAUAUUUCGAGGAAAGGAAGCACUGCCGAGGACUAAGGCAUCGUGGGGUAAAGGAGAGCGAGAAUGUGAAGGUCGGGAAACCCCUUACACUAAGCAAUUAGCUCAGCAUAAUAUCAUCCAAUCAAGCUAA